GCAUGAGUCGUGCCAAACCCAACAAAGUCCGCCCACCCCCUGAGUAGCGCAGCACUUGAUAUUACUCCAACUCACUCCAAAUGGGUUUAGAGAAAGACACACUUCAUGUCGUUAUACGCUUACCAUUCAAACGUCCAGCUGGAUUUGUAGAACCACCUCCCAUUGUCUGGACAGACGAUAUGGAACACCGCUUGUGGCGGUACAUGAGUCAGAAACAAACCGACUGGAAUGCUAUUGCCGAGCAAUUGGGCAUGCCGACGUCGUAUGUUGUUCGUCAUGCCGCUUUUAUUCACGAGACUCAGCUACGUGGGCUUCACCAACAGUUGCGACUCAGUGAGGUAGGCAAAGCAACUUAUACACCUCCGCCAAGUCAUCGAAGCACUCAAAGCCGACCCUCCAGUACAAAUACAUGGCAAGGCACGCCACCUUCUCGUGCGACCUUACAAACGUCGUCCAUUUGGAAAGAACCCGGCGAAGGUGUUUCUAUGACUGCAACCGAAAGUGACGGCCAGGAACGAUCGAGUCAACUCACACCUACCCAAAGUAUGCCUACCCGUCAUGAUCUGGGAUCAUCCACACCCACCUCGCUGCAGCCACUGAACAUUCGGGAUGAUUCCAUGAUGUUGUCAACCAUUUCCAGUAUUACACCGCGUCAACCUUCAAGUGGGAAACCUACCUCAUCGAGAACUAUCACUGGCAAUGACCAAUCGCAAUUAUCGAGCAGCGAUUCGGCCAGUGUGGGCGAAUCCAUCUACAAAAGCUUUGCUAGUUCCCAUCACAGUCGAGCGUUUCAAUCAUCCGAAACACCUGGUGCCCUCUCACGGUCCUCCAUCCAUUCCGUAUCCUUGGGCCGCAGCACUAGCACAGCACCAAAAUCAGAUCAUGAUCGACGAACCGAUCGGCGGACCGAUCGACGGAAUAUACCGUAUGACGAAGAAGAAAAUCAGGGCGAUAGCGAUGACGACGAGGACGACGAUGAUGAUGAUGAUGAGGAAGAUGGUGAUAACGAAGAAGAUGAUGAAGAUGACGAGCAGCGUGAAAAUGAAGAUUUUAGCAGCCAUUUUGAAAAGAUGCGACUUCAAUUGGAAGAGCCGGCGUUUUUGCCAGCACGUAAAACAUCGUAUUCGAUGCAAAAUCUGAUUCGAUCUCGCAAUGACAUUUCUGCAAGUUCGGUUUCAGGGUCGGCUCGGCCCUCGACGACGAUGCGUGGGUCUCAUGAUUUGCGGCAAGAGAGAGCGCUGGAAGAGGAGCCUAGGGAGGAUAGUUUAGGCAUGCAAGCUGGGGGGUCAAGGGCGGGUCCUCCGCGUCAAAAAUCGAAACAAACCACCGAUAAAGUAUUUGGUCCCAGCAUGACUCGUACCUCUACUGCUUCUACUCCACCGUUCAUGGGUCAAACGCCUCCGACCGGCACUAUUUCUGACGAUUCCGGCAAGGAAAAUACAAGCGCCCUGAAUUCAGUAGGGUCCUCAUUUAGCGAUCUGUCUGAUACUUCUAUUACUCAAUCUGCGCUGGAGGAUGCGUACAUGUCUAAAUUCAACAAUGGAUCCAAAAUGUCCAUGUUGGCCUUUUCUCGUAAAUAUUCCUAGAUUCAUUUUUCUCCUUAUUCGACAAAUCAAUCAGAUAAUCUCAUCACACACGCAACAUCAUCCUACCCCACUCUUUCCAAACCCACCCAUCUCUGUAUACUCCGCUCAUUUUCCUUACAAUAAAACAGAGCAUGCUGUCACAAUGGCACCGUGCCAUGACUGAAUCCAUUGUUG
This is a messenger RNA of Radiomyces spectabilis, 1760 nucleotides long. RefSeq lists its product as uncharacterized. Gene Ontology annotation, biological process: autophagosome assembly. Gene Ontology annotation, cellular component: phagophore assembly site. Bases 81 to 1586 code for a protein of 501 amino acids. The transcript has 7 exons. The record is from RefSeq and is a predicted model, not a curated record. NCBI's taxonomy places the organism in Eukaryota, Fungi, Mucoromycota, Mucoromycetes, Mucorales, Radiomycetaceae.